AUGGAUCAAUCAAAUUUGAAGAAACGCGCUGAGGAGAUUCUUGCGACAGCCUACUCCCUCUCUGAUGCACUCGCCAAUCUGGGUUUACCAGAACCGUCUUUCGAGCACGGUCUUCCUGCUAUACUAGAUACUGACUCUGUCCAGAGCGAAGCGGGAAAUGGACGACAGCGAUUGCUUCAAAUGCUUGAUGAGUUUCGAAGCCUAUUAACCGAGCCAACACUGAUGUUGACACCCGAACUGGCAAGUCUUCGCAAUCCCUUGAUCAGCGUACAUUCAAUCGUGCGCUUGGGAAUCGCGGAGAGCUUCCCACCGGAAGGAGCCUCUGUCCAGGAUCUCGCUAAGAAGCUCAAUAUCAAUCACAGCUUGAUACGGCGUUUGUUGGCUCAUGGUGCGACCCAUCACAUCUAUUAUGAGGCAAGCCCAGAUGUAUUCGUGCACACAGCAGCAUCGAGAGUCCUCGCAGAAAAUGAGGGAAUGCGUAAAUGGAUCUUGAUUGGUGCCGAGGAGCUCAUUCCUGCAACGUUGAAGACCGCCGAGGCAUUGGUAGAAUUUCCUAACAGCGAAGAACCAGAGCACAGCGGAUGGAACGCCCAAAAUGGCACCAACCUGCCUAUUUUCCGAGCACUGGCGGCAAUGCCGGACAGGGCGAAGACCUUUGCCGGUGCAAUGCAAUGGCACGCAAUGCUUCCAGGAUUUGCUCCAAAGUAUCUUGCGUCGUGCUUCCCAUGGGGUUCUCCAGAGAAUUCUGAUGCAGGCCUGACCGUUGUUGAUGUUGGUGGCGGACUUGGUCACGUGUCUCGCGUGCUCGCCAAUCACAACCUCGCGGUGUCGUGCAUCGUUCAGGACUCGCCAGACGUCGUUCUUCAGGGGCGAGACGAUCUCCCGCAAGCUCUGCAUGAACGCAUCACUUUCCAGGCGCACGACUUCUUCCUGGAGCAACCUGUAAAGGGAGCCGAUGUCUACAUUCUGCGGCUUGUUCUACACGACUGGUCUGAUAAAUAUUGCCAUAAGAUUAUUACCGCUCUGAUUCCAGCACUCAAACCUGGCGCGAAAGUGGUCAUUAACGACCGCGUUGUACCUGGACGCCACGAAGCUCAUUACCUGGUCGAACGCGAAGCACGUGACUAUGACAUGUACAUGUUGGCAUUCCAAAACGCUAAAGAGCGUACGGCAAACGACUGGGUUGCCCUCUUGAAGGCCGUUGAUGCAAGAUUUGAAUUAACAAAGGUGUUUCAGCCACCCGGUUCAUACUUAGCAAUUGUGGAAGCGACUUGGCAAGGCUAG
Glarea lozoyensis ATCC 20868 is the source of this 1284-nucleotide messenger RNA. RefSeq names its product S-adenosyl-L-methionine-dependent methyltransferase. The record is from RefSeq and is a predicted model, not a curated record. The coding region runs from base 1 to 1284 and encodes 427 amino acids. NCBI's taxonomy places the organism in Eukaryota, Fungi, Ascomycota, Leotiomycetes, Helotiales, Helotiaceae. Gene Ontology annotation, molecular function: O-methyltransferase activity. The transcript is spliced from 5 exons.